Funneliformis geosporum is the source of this 435-nucleotide messenger RNA. NCBI's taxonomy places the organism in Eukaryota, Fungi, Glomeromycota, Glomeromycetes, Glomerales, Glomeraceae. The record is from the annotation of a GenBank genome assembly.
AUGUGCUGUUUAAAAAUUUUUCGUAUUUACUUUUCCAACACGAAUCGAGAAUCAAAUGAAACAUUUCCUCAAAAUACGAACCCGACAAACGUGACAACUCCGCGACAAGGAGAAAGAGCUUCAACACAUACAGUAGUAACCAUCGAUAACGAUACGAUUAUCGUUCCAAUACCUUCAUCUUCUAACGCACAUUCCUUACUUAUAAAGUAUCAAAAAUCUCCAGAAUAUAAAGAUGAUUUUACUAUUAGUUCUUCAGCACAAUCUUUGUUCUUUGUCGUAUUAUAUUAUGAAGUAUCCGAACGUAACCCGGAUUUUCCACGAGCUCAAUUACCGAUUAUUAGUAGAAAAGCUUGGGAUUUGGCCGACCAGGAGUAUAAAGACGCUUACGAAUUGCUUUUAGAGCAUGAGGAAGUUAAGAAAUGUUUUGAUGAUUAA